This is a messenger RNA of Culicoides brevitarsis, 1089 nucleotides long. RefSeq names its product S-adenosylmethionine sensor upstream of mTORC1 (gene Samtor). Gene Ontology annotation, biological process: negative regulation of TORC1 signaling. Lineage: Eukaryota; Metazoa; Arthropoda; Insecta; Diptera; Ceratopogonidae. The transcript has a single exon. Bases 39 to 1037 code for a protein of 332 amino acids. The record is from RefSeq and is a predicted model, not a curated record.
AUCUCACACACGGAAAUUUCGUUCCACGAAGUCUGAAAAUGGCUUCAAAAGAGCAUUUGGAGUUAUCGGGCUUCAUUAAGGAUGUUCAUAAAAAUCUGCGAAACGCGGCAAAACUCAUCGGAAGUGAUCUUGCGUGGAAACAACACCUAGAAGAGGAGAAACAAUUGAGAGAUUAUGCGGAGGCGAUGAAAAAUUUAUCAGAAAACCAUUGGAAAGUGAAUAGAGACAAGGAAUUAAACCGAAUUGACUGGACUGUGAAGCAAUGUCGGCAGUAUUUUGACGAAAAAUCAAUCGAAAAGUAUCGAAAAAAGGAAGAAGAGAUACUAGAAAAGGCUUACCUCGAAAAUUUGGACAAUCCGUUCAAGCCCGUACCAUGUUACCGACGACCCACAGAAGAAAACUCCCCGAUUCGACUCUUGGAUGUUGGAAGUUGCUUCAAUCCUUUUACGAAAUACGAGAAUUUUGACGUAAUUGCCAUCGAUAUUGCUCCCAGCAAGUCCAGCGGAGUGUUCAAAAUGGAUUUUACGAAUGUAGAAAUCGUUGAUGAGCCAAUGAACUUUUGUCAUAAUCGUCUUUCGCACUUGCCUCACACGUUUUUCGAUGUCGUGGUCUUUAGUUUGCUCCUGGAAUAUCUUCCGUCGUCGAAACAACGCAUAAAAUGUGUUCAAAAUGCUUAUGAAGUGCUCGAUAAUGAAGGUUUGCUCGUGAUAAUUACGCCAGAUUCGAAGCAUGUGGGAGCAAAUGCGAAAUUAAUGAAGAAUUGGAGAUACACGAUCUCGUUAAUGGGCUUCAAUCGUAUCAUGUUUGAGAAAAUGGAGCAUGUUACUUGUAUGGUUUUCCGAAAAUGUAUUGACAAAAGUGUUUCUCGGAGAUGGGCAAAGUUGCACAAAGAGGAUUUCAUGACGGAGGAAAUUAAUAUUCCGCAGGAUUUUACGGAGUAUGAAGUAGACGAUGAUCGACCGGAGGAUGAGAGAACGGAAGAAGACGAUGCAAGAGGGAAAGAAUUGUUGUUUGAGCAAUUACCGAAUGUGAUUUAAAAGGAAAAAUUAAGAUUAUUUUGAAAUUAAAUUAUUUUUUUUAAUAAAAGAA